Daucus carota subsp. sativus is the source of this 2276-nucleotide messenger RNA. Its product is annotated as serine/threonine/tyrosine-protein kinase HT1. The transcript is spliced from 4 exons. Gene Ontology annotation, molecular function: ATP binding; protein kinase activity. Bases 358 to 2091 code for a protein of 577 amino acids. The record is from RefSeq and is a predicted model, not a curated record. NCBI's taxonomy places the organism in Eukaryota, Viridiplantae, Streptophyta, Magnoliopsida, Apiales, Apiaceae. Gene Ontology annotation, cellular component: cytoplasm. Gene Ontology annotation, biological process: protein phosphorylation; signal transduction.
UUAGUUUCCACAUGAACAGUCACCUUCUCUUGUACACUUGCUAUAUUUUAAUAUGUAUAGUUAUGUUGUAUAUAAUAUAGUUUCGCUCUGUAUUAUCUAUAUGCCAGAGGAGAGAUUUCAUUAUAGAAUCUGGAGCAGGUCAGGGAGCUACCCUAUUGGUUUGUUUGACUUUUGGUAUGGUGGUGGUUGGUGAUCUUGGAUUUUGGUAUUUGUCGAUUUGAAGGUGUGUCAUGUUUGCUGAUGCUGUAUUAUAUUCGUUGCCAUGGAUUUGAGAAUAUUGGUCAUGUGGUGGAGUUCUUGACCUUUUGGUGAAGGGUAAAAUACUUGGUGGUUUGCUUAUACUCCGGAGGAUUAAGAAUGGAGGAACAGAAUUCGUGGAUACGGAGGACGAAAUAUUCUCAUAGUGUCUACCAACGUUCGGGCUCUGCAAGACCGGAUCCAGGUUCUUUCCAUCAUUCUAGUCAAUUUUUGGGUGUCAGAUCAAGAGUUGUGCCUGGUUCUCAUCUGCAACCAAUAGAGUCUAGUGUUUCCGAGGUUCAGAAAAGUCUUGAAAUGAACAAGCAUUCUAGUCAAUUUUCAGGUGUCAGGUCAAGAGUUGUGCCUGGUUCUCUUCUGCAAUCAAUAGAGUCUAGUGUUUCUGAGGUUCAGAAAAGUCUUGAAAUGAACAAGAUCAAGGCUGUAUCACCUCAUGUUAGCCCUCCCCAAACAGCUUUCGAAGAUAAAUUUGAUCAGAACAAAUUGUCAACUGAAACUCUUGGAACUGAUUCUCCUUCACAACAAUCAGGUUCUGGUGCUCCUCAGCUUCGACGUAGUUCUGGAAGAAGCAAGUUCAGGGCUGUAUCUCCUAUUACUCAGACCAAAAUUCCCCGGACAUUUAAGGAAGCAAGAUCCAAUAGCAAGAGAUUCUCAACUCCACAGCCAGUAAGACGAGCUACUGAAAAGGGAGUUCUAGCCAAGUUCUUGCACAAAGAUUCGUGUGAGAAGAGGGCUCCUAUCUAUAUGUCAAGCACCAACAUUGGGGAGCUUGGGCACUUCGCUGCAAUGAAUAUAAAUGAUAAGAAAAAGGGCCGGAAGGAGUCAACAUGGACAAAGUACUUUGAUCAUGCUGGGGGACGGGUCACUGCUAUUGAAUCAGCUGAUGAGUGGAUGGUGGAUCUUUCUAAGCUAUUUCUUGGGCUUAAAUUUGAUCAUGGGGCAUAUAGUCAACUGCAUCACGGAAUCUACAAGGACGAACCUGUAGCUGUAAAAAUUAUUAAAGUACCAGAUGGUGAUGAAAAUGGAGAUCUUGGAGCUAAACUAGAGAAGCAAUAUACAAGAGAAGCAACCCUCUUGUCUCGUUUACACCACCAAAAUGUCAUAAAGUUUGUGGCAGCAUGCAAAAAACCACCAGUCUUCUGCAUCAUCACAGAAUAUCUCUCUGAUGGUUCUUUGAGGGCAUACCUGCGCAAGCGCGAGCAGAAACCUCUCUCAUUGGGAAAACUAAAUUCAAUGGCUCUUGAUAUUGCUCGAGGGAUGGAAUUUAUUCACUCACAAGGCAUAAUUCAUAGGGACCUCAAACCUGAAAAUAUACUUAUCAAUCAAGAUUUUCAGCUGAAAAUUGCUGAUUUUGGAAUAGCUUGUGACGAGGCAAAUUGUGAUUCUCUGACUGAUGAUCCUGGCACUUAUCGCUGGAUGGCCCCUGAGAUGCUCAAAUGCAAAUAUUAUGACAAAAAGGUAGACACUUACAGCUUUGGAUUAAUAUUGUGGGAGAUGGUAACUGGAAGCUUACCUUACAAGGAUAUGACCCCCAGCCAAGCUGCUUUUGCUGUUUUAAACAAGAAUUUAAGACCAAUGAUCCCCGAGGACUGCCCCCCUAACAUGGGAGCAUUGAUUGAGCAAUGUUGGUCCUUGAGACCAGAUAAGAGGCCGGAGUUCUGGCAGGUUGUUAAGGUACUAGAGCAGUUCGAGUCUUCACUUGCACGUGAUGGAACCCUAAAUAUGGUACCAAACGCAAUAUGCCAAGAUCUUAAAAAGGGGCUUCUUUAUCGGAUGCAAAAGCUUGCCCCUGUGCGUCCAAAUUCUCUACCAAUGCCCAAGCCUAGAUUUGCAUAAAUUUUCAUCUUGGUUAUCUUGAUCACAUUGUGACAUUCAAGAUCUCAUUUUCGUGUUGUAUUUUUCUUAAACUUGUCAGCAGGUGUGAAUUACCAUAUUAUAGGAAUGCAUUCAUGUUAAUUUUCUGUAGAAAUAAUCAUCAUAUUCAGGACAAGUUAUACCUUGGCCAAAUCUUUUUUUGGAAA